ACUCAUUCUGUAUACUUGUUUCACAAGGUAAGCUCAGAAGUGAAAAGAUGAUGAAGUUCGUUUUUAUGCUUCCUCUUAUUUGUGCCUGCUUGUAUUCUUCUCGAGCGGGAAGCCCAACUCAAAAACAGGUAAGGCAGUCGUCAGGUUUGUUCAUUUCUGAAAAAAAUACCUUUUACUACGCAUUUUGCGAACCUUUUCAAUAGUGGGCUGAAAGCCUCGGCUUUCUCUUAAUAAUUCACAGAAACCUCAAACGUGUAAAUGAAAGAAUAGUCAUCUUCACAGACACAGGAGUUCGCUUAACCUCUGGUUUGCAAGCGUGUUUUCUGUUUGCCGGAUUUAUCACCGCCAGCAACACCAGAAAAAGAGGAAAAGAAAUAUUCUGAUUGGUCUAUUCUAUGUUAUAUAUUUGAUGAUGGUUGCCAGCUUAUAGCUUCAUUUUUCUCGACGCGUGAUAGGAAACGUAAUUGAGUCAGAGAGCGAAAAGCUAUUGUAGAUGCCCAUCUAUGUACCUCUAAUUUGGGACUUUAAUGCGGUUGUUUCUUUUAUACUAAAAAACGGAAAUAUUUCGAUUUUCCAAUUUAUCCUACAGAAUAUUUGUGCCUCUCCAGGUGUGCCAAUCAACAUCACUGUUGAAGGAAAAGGAGGUGAAAAGGUGCGUAUAAAGCCCAUUUCACUUGAGUUACGUAGCUAAUAGCAAGUGGAAGUUUCAUUCAUUAAUGUGAUAUCUCCCGUUUUUAGGGAGAAAAAGGUGAAAAAGGGGACACUGGAACCAAAGGCGAUAAAGGAAUACCAUGCCAAUGUUCUUUACAGGUAACAAAAAGACAGUUUUUAAAAAGUUUGUAAUUAUUCAUAAGUUUGAAUACUAUUGUACAGUGUUAUGAUUUUCAUUUAUUCAUUAGUUCUGAUCAGUGAACCUUCUGUCCGUUACUUAAUCUACUGCUGAGUUGAGGUUGCAAGAAGUCUACCCGCAAUUUCAUGGCGUGUUUCGUUUCAGUUAGGCACGUGUCAAAUUGCAUUUGUCCGUCUUCAAGCUGAAGUCUCAAUAUUAAAUAAGACUCUCAAUUACUGCUAAUAGCUAAAAUUUUUAAUCUUUGGUCCAGUUCUCUUGAUUCUUAGGUUUCAACCAAAACCUUAAACGUUUUUUCUUCUUAUCGGUUCAGCAAUCAGCUUUUACUAAUGUUUUUUUUUUUUCAUCCUAAGUAUAAAUUGCAUCAUCAGUGUAUAUUCUUUUUUCUGUUUUAGGAUCCAAAAAAGCCAUCUGCUCAUAUCGAAUCCGUCAAUAAGGGGCCAGUCUGGUACCCAGCCAACACAGGUAAUUUGUUCGUUCAGGUGUUUUUUUAUUUUCGGCAAAUAACUACGAUAAUUUAAAAAGCCAAGGCAGGAAAAUAUCCCAGACUUAUUUCGGGCUAUACUUUGGAGAAAAACUUGUUUUGUAGUCACCUAGGCCGGUUGGUUUAAAGCAGUAUUACUCACCACUCCUCCAAAAAGCAAAAAAAAACAAAAAAAAAAGAGAGAAGAAGAAGCCAAGGUGUUUUGGGGGAGGGGUGAGAUCCAUCCACCCCUCUUUUAGGUUAGGACGGUGGGUUGAAGACUAAGGGUAUGACCUUAUAAAUUAGUUGCGUAGUUACAUUACAAACUGACUGAAAUGACUCCUGGGUUCAAACCUUUCACAGUUUGACUGAAAUGUGUUCAUAAUUUGUUUCGUAGUGAUCAAGGAUUGGUCGGUCAGUGCUCCGUACAGCUAUCUUGCAGGCGGUAUGACGUACCAAGACGGAAAACUGACAGUUCCUACCCCAGGGCGGUACUACAUCUACGCUCAAAUUUACUACCACAACAGUGGACGAGUCUUUGUUAAGGUUAACAACAAACCAAUCACGAUGAUGCAGCCACCAACAAGUGGUAAAGAGGCAGGUAGCUUGUACGCUGGUGGGGUGUUCAACCUGAAGGCUGGUGACGUCAUCGCGUUGACUUCUUACCAUUAUCCUGAUAGAAAUGGCGCCAAAAUUUACAUGUACACCCAUCACAGUUACUUUGGCGCAUUUUUGAUCUGAGCUUUUUUUUGUUACUUGAAGUAAAAUAAGCAUUGCCAUCGGGGGGCAAAUACAACAUCACCUGAUAAAUUAAGGGAUGUAAGUUUGAAAAGGCUACCUCACUUCUAAUUCAGAGUGACACGUUUUGUAGGAGACAUUCUAGAUUGUGGUC
Molecule: messenger RNA, 2202 nt
Organism: Porites lobata
Lineage: Eukaryota; Metazoa; Cnidaria; Anthozoa; Scleractinia; Poritidae
Source: the annotation of a GenBank genome assembly